This is a messenger RNA of Ceratotherium simum simum (southern white rhinoceros), 1381 nucleotides long. NCBI's taxonomy places the organism in Eukaryota, Metazoa, Chordata, Mammalia, Perissodactyla, Rhinocerotidae. The record is from RefSeq and is a predicted model, not a curated record.
CCUGCUUAAGAAAACAGGAACCUCCCAGGGGCAGUGGCCCCGCCCUGCUGACGUGCAGACCCUGAACCGAAACACAAGCUCCUGCAGGCAGCGAGCACAGCCAGAGCCAGGGCCUCGGGGCCCAGGGGUCUCCCAGGUCACCAUCCCCAGGAAGCCAUGACAGAGGCCGGAAAGCUGCCCCCGCCGCUGCCCCCACGACUCGACUGGUUCGUGCAGACACAGGUGGGCCAGCUGGCCCAAGGAGGGGUCCCUGCCUGGUUCCACGGUGCCAUCUCGAGAGAGGACGCGGAGAAGUUGCUGGAGGCACAGCCACUGGGAUGCUUCCUCAUCAGAGUCAGCCACAGCCACGUGGGCUACACGCUUUCCUACAAAGCCCGGAGCUGCUGCCGUCACGUCAUGGUGAAGCUCUUGGAUGACGGGAGCUUCGUGAUCCCGGGGGAGGAGAGGGCCCAUGCCUCGCUGGACGCCCUGGUCGCCUUCCACCAGCAGCAGCCAGGGCGGCUUCACGGGGAGUGGCUGACACAGCCCUGUGGGCAGAAGGAUCCAGCAAAUGUGGAUUACGAGGAUCUCUUCCUUUACUCCAACGCAUUGGUUGAAGAAGCCGCCAGCCCUGCCCACGGCCCCGGCAAACAUCAGAAUGCCCCCUCCUGUCCCGUGGCCUCACCUGGGGAGGCCUCCGCAAAGCCCGUCCUGCUCCAUCGGCCAAAGGAAAGGACGCCGUCGGCAGAGAUGCACAGAGCGCCCACCGAGGAAGCCACUUCCUCCUGUCCCCUGAAGGCUCCUCUUGAGAAGGCCUGCCGGAAACUCUGGAAGAACCUCAAGACCGUCCCCCAGACAGGCAAGAGGGUCCAGCAGCAGCUGAAAUCCCACCUGGAGGCCACGAGCUUGUCGUCGCUCUGGGACCCCGGGUGGUCCCCAGGGACCCACAGCACGCGGGCCCCAGCGGGUGACGCGGCCUGGGAGGUUAACGCCCACGUGGACCCAUUUGUGCCCCAGGCUCUGAGAGAUAGAGGUGACUCCUCCAGGAAGGCCUCAAGGUCGGCUAGCUGGAGCGAGGUGACCCCAAGUGUCGGGGGCUGGCACCAAGUGGUCCUGAGGACCCUGUCCUCACGGGUGUCCAAACCAGAGCCGAGGGACUUGGCAGAAGCCCAGAAGGACUGGCUCCCCGAGGAGUACUGCCCACCGCCGCCCUUCGCCCCCGGGUACUGCUAGAGAGAAGGUUUGCCCUGGCCCAGGGACCCUCGCUGCCGGGGGCUGCUUACACCCAGACCCCUUGCUCUCCACCACUGCCCACCAGCCCUCAGGAACCUGAGAAAUGCAAUAAAGAUAUUGCUUGAGUCUGGUCCCUGCAGUGGUCAGUGGUGUGACCUGGUUAUUUGAA